CCCCACGGCCCAGCCGGCGGCCUCCAUCACGAGCGUACUCCUAGUGUGGGGGUGUGGGGUGCGUUGCGUUGCGUGCGAUCGUCAGUGGCAGUGGCAGGCAUAUGCAUGUUACUGUACCACCACCACCCACCCACCAGGGAAGUGCGCCUCCGCCUCCGCCUCUGCGAGCUGCUCGAUCAGUCGACGAGAGGAGGUAAAAACACAGACCAACGCCGCCAACCAAAACCAACCCUCCCGCUGCUGCUGCUGCUGCUCCUCCUCUAACAAACGAGACCGCCGCCACAGCCAGCACCACAACCACCACCACCACCACAGGACAGGACAAACAACCUCACGCGGUGAACUCUCACCUCACCUCAACAUACUACUCUACUACAGCUAAGAUCUCACUGCUGCCGACUCCCCUCUCCCCUCCCCUAGACACAGACACAGACACAGCCAGCCAGCCAGCCAAACCGCUCACCGCACACGCCGAAUUGAAGCACCCAGCCAGCCACCAUGUACGCCGACGCCGGGUUCGGCUUCGCCGCCGCCUACUCCCCCGCCCUCGCUUCCUCGCAGCCCCAGCCACCGCCGCCCUUCGACUACGCCUUCUCCUCCGCGCCCGUGCCAGCGCUAACCAUGCCCGCCAUGGACCACGACGCCUUCGCCGCCGCCUCCGCCCACCUGGGGAGCUUGGUACAGCCAUCCAUGGUAUCAGAAUAUGACCUCGGAGGAGAAGGGGACCUGUUCAAAGCUCCAGAAGCCAUCAUCGAGGAACCGCUGCUCAGCCUUGAUCCUGUCGCAGCUGCGUUUUCAAUGAUGACUGGCAAUGAAAGUGCCAUGGAUCAAACUAUCAAGGAUGCAGGCAUCGGCACCAUCCCAAAUGACCCUCUCCUGAGUGAAGUGUUAUAUGAGUGCGAGAAGGAACUCAUGGAGAAGUCUGCAAUCGAAGAGACAAUUUCUGAACUUAUGGAUGUUAAGAUUCCUAUGCUGCAAGUUGAAGAAAUCCCAAGCCAAGCUGAACAAGUUCUUAUACAGACCCAACUCCCGGCCAUGGAGAAAGAGAAGCAAUCCAUUCCUGAAUGCUCGCUCCAGAAAAGUGUUAGUUCUGGAUGCCUCAACUCAGCAGAUUGGAUGAAUGGACCUGUCAGGCCAAACUUUCUAGAUUUCCAAGGGCUGGACUUUGAGGCAGCAUUUGGGAUGAGGAGAGCUUACAGUGAAGGAGACAUUCAGAACCUUGGAGCCAACACGCCUCGACCAGCGGCGCACGCAGCAAAUGCUCAAACGUCUUGUGAGAGGCUUGUAACCAUCAGUGACCUCAAGACUGAAGAAAGGAAGCAAAAGCUUUCCAGGUAUAGGAAGAAGAAGAUCAAGCGGAAUUUUGGCAGGAAGAUCAAGUAUGCUUGCAGGAAGGCUCUAGCAGACAGCCAGCCAAGAGUGCGAGGGAGGUUUGCCAAGAUCGAAGAAUGCGACCUGCUGAAACCAAGCGUUUAGAUGGUGGCAAAAACAUGAAAGGAAUCCAGUCGAGAGCGAGCUUCAUGGAGCUUUGGCUUCUAGAAGCUUCUAGGCGCUCCGCCUUCUGCGAUGGAGGUGGAGAGGCACCGCGUAGCCCGUCGGAAUUCAUUUAGCUGUUCAAUUGACCUCUUCUGUUUCACUCGGGCUGCGUUCUAUUCUAUUUCCCCUGUGUAAUAAUAUCCGGUCCUUUGGUGCAAGGGAGUGAAGAGCUGAAAGUGGUAGUCUAGCCCCUGUACAAAGGCAUGGCAAUAAAACUCAGCUCCCCUCUUGCUUGGCAUGUUAUUAUAUAUCUCAUCUGAAUCUGGCUCUUA
This is a messenger RNA of Sorghum bicolor (sorghum), 1808 nucleotides long. RefSeq lists its product as uncharacterized. NCBI's taxonomy places the organism in Eukaryota, Viridiplantae, Streptophyta, Magnoliopsida, Poales, Poaceae. The transcript is spliced from 4 exons. The record is from RefSeq and is a predicted model, not a curated record. Gene Ontology annotation, cellular component: nucleus. Gene Ontology annotation, molecular function: protein binding. Gene Ontology annotation, biological process: regulation of flower development. The coding region runs from base 499 to 1476 and encodes 325 amino acids.